AUGGAUUCAGAGGGAGAAUCGCCAAUGACGUUUAAAUCGGCGAUGGAAUCCAGUGACGCAGUCAAGUGGAAAGAAGCGUGCGACUCAGAAAUGAAAUAUCUUUGCAAAACCAAGACCUGGGACCUCGUACCACUACCAAAAGGCCGUAAAGCAAUCGGUAAUCGAUGGGUCUUUCGAGUCAAGGAGAAUCAGGCCGGGGAAGUCGAGCGAUUCAAAGCGCGCUUAGUGGCCAAAGGUUUUUCUCAGAAGCGUGGUAUUGACUACGAUGAGACCUUUGCGCCCGUGGCCAAGUUCACGUCAAUCAGAAUUUUGUUGAGCCUGGCAGCCAAGUAUAGCUUGUCGGUACACCAAAUGGAUGUCAAGACGGCGUUUCUCAAUGGACUCCUGGACGAAGACAUUUACAUAGUGCAACCAGACGGUCACGUCGAUGAAUUUCACCCGGACUUUGUUUGUCAUCUUAAGCGCUCCCUGUAA
Molecule: messenger RNA, 474 nt
Organism: Peronospora matthiolae
Lineage: Eukaryota; Oomycota; Peronosporomycetes; Peronosporales; Peronosporaceae
Source: the annotation of a GenBank genome assembly